Molecule: messenger RNA, 2134 nt
Organism: Neltuma alba
Lineage: Eukaryota; Viridiplantae; Streptophyta; Magnoliopsida; Fabales; Fabaceae
Product: heat shock 70 kDa protein-like
Exons: 1
Coding region: 7-1974 (655 amino acids)
Molecular function (GO): ATP binding; ATP-dependent protein folding chaperone
Source: RefSeq, a predicted model, not a curated record
GCAUCAAUGGUGGCCAAGACAGAAGGAAAGGCCGUUGGCAUUGACCUCGGCACCACCUACAGUUGCGUGGGUGUUUGGCAGAACGACCGUGUUGAGAUCAUAGCUAAUGAUCAAGGUAACAGGACCACUCCUUCCUAUGUUGCUUUCACUGAUACAGAGCGUCUCAUUGGGGACGCUGCCAAGAACCAAGUCGCCAUGAACCCACAGAACACUGUUUUCGACGCCAAGCGACUCAUCGGCCGACGAUUCUCCGACCCUCCCGUUCAAAGCGAUAUGAAGCACUGGCCGUUUAAGGUUGUCUCUGGUCCCGGUGAUAAGCCUAUGAUCGUGGUUCAAUACAAAGGAGAGGAGAAACAGUUUGCCGCUGAAGAGAUUUCUUCAAUGGUGUUGACGAAAAUGAAAGAAGUCGCAGAGGCAUAUUUGGGUCAAACGGUGAAAAACGCUGUGGUUACCGUUCCUGCAUAUUUCAAUGACUCUCAGAGACAGGCUACGAAGGACGCCGGUGCUAUUGCAGGGCUUAAUGUGAUGAGAAUCAUCAAUGAGCCUACCGCGGCAGCCAUUGCUUAUGGUUUGGACAAAAAGGCUUCAAGGUCUGGAGAACAAAACGUCCUUAUCUUUGACCUUGGAGGUGGAACUUUUGAUGUUUCAUUGCUCACAAUUGAAGAGGGAAUCUUCGAGGUGAAGGCUACUGCUGGUGAUACUCACUUAGGAGGUGAAGACUUUGAUAAUAGGCUCGUGAAUCACUUCGUGCAGGAGUUCAAGAGGAAGCACAAGAAAGAUAUCAGCACCAAUGCAAGAGCUCUGAGAAGACUGAGGACUGCUUGUGAGAGGGCGAAGAGAACUCUGUCUUCAACGGCUCAGACGACAAUUGAGAUUGAUUCCCUCUACGAAGGUAUUGAUUUCUACUCUCCAAUUACCAGAGCGAGGUUUGAAGAAUUGAAUAUGGACUUGUUUAGAAAAUGCAUGGAGCCUGUGGAGAAAUGUCUUAGGGACUCUAAAAUUGACAAGAGUAGAGUUCAUGAGGUCGUUCUUGUUGGUGGAUCUACAAGGAUUCCAAAAGUGCAGCAGCUUCUGCAGGAUUUCUUCAAUGGCAAAGAGCUAUGCAAGAGCAUAAACCCAGAUGAAGCUGUGGCUUAUGGAGCGGCCGUGCAAGCUGCAAUUCUGACGGGUGAAGGGAACGAGAAGGUUCAAGACUUGCUUCUACUUGAUGUCACUCCUCUGAGCCUUGGCAUUGAAACUGCAGGAGGUGUGAUGACGGUGUUGAUCCCGAGAAACACAACAAUACCUACAAAGAAGGAGCAAAUUUUCUCUACAUACUCUGACAAUCAGCCUGGAGUGCUAAUUCAGGUGUAUGAGGGAGAGAGGGCAAGAACUAAGGAUAACAACUUGCUUGGAAAAUUUGAGCUCACAGGGAUCCCUCCAGCACCAAGAGGAGUUCCUCAAAUCAAUGUGUGUUUUGACAUUGAUGCAAAUGGCAUAUUGAAUGUAUCAGCAGAGGAUAAAACGGCAGGAGUGAAGAACAAGAUUACUAUCACCAACGACAAAGGAAGACUGAGCAAAGAAGAAAUUGAGAGAAUGGUGCAGGAGGCAGAGAAGUACAAGGCCCAGGAUGAGGAAGUGAAGAAGAAGGUGGAGGCUAAGAACUCUCUGGAGAACUACGCCUACAACAUGAGGAACACUAUCAAGGAUGAGAAAUUUGCAGGGAAGCUGGAUCCAGCAGAUAAGCAGAAGAUUGAGAAGGCAAUUGAUGAAACUAUUGAGUGGCUUGACGGGAACCAAUUAGCCGAGGUGGAUGAAUUUGAGGACGAAUUGAAAGAAUUGGAAGGGUUGUGCAACCCAAUAAUAGCUAAGAUGUAUCAGGGUGCUGGUGGCGAUGUGCCCAUGGACAGUGGUGCAAGCAUGCCUAACGGUGGCUACAGCAAAUCAUCCUCUGGUGGUGCUGGAGCUGGGCCAAAGAUUGAAGAAGUUGAUUGAGUUUUCAACAAGGCUGUCGUUUUGUUCUGUGUCUUGCUAAACUGAGUUUGUGGUGUAAGCUUGUGAUGUCCUGUGCUGUGUACUCAGAAUGGUCCUGAAAAAAGUUACAUCAGUUGUACACUUUGUAUUUUGAGUUUUCAAUGAAAAAUUUAAUAUUUCA